AUGUAUUUCUCUUUUUCUCCCUUUCUUCAAUUUUCUAUUUCUUUUUUUCUUUCUUUUCGUUUCACCGCCUUUUCUUCAUCUCUUUGUUUGUUUCUUUCUUUCUUUCUUUUUGUUUCAACGCCUUUUCUUUCUUUCUUUCUUUCUUUCUUUCUUUCCUUCUUUCUUUCUUUCUUUCUGUUUCAUCGCCUUUUCUUUAUUUCCUUCAUUCUUUCUUUCUUUCUUUCUUUCUUUUUGUUUAUUUGUUUCUUUCUUUCUUUUUGUUUCACCGACCGUCCUUCCUUCCUUCCUUUCCUUUUGAUUCACCGCCUUUUCUUUGUUUCUUUCUUUGUUUCUUUGUUUCUUUCUUUUUGUUUCCCCGCCUUUUCUUUCUUUCUUUCUUUCUUUUUUCUUUUUGUUUUCUUUUCUUUUUCUUUCUUUCUUUCUUUCUUUCUUUCUUUCUUUCUUUUCUUUCUUUCUUUCUGUUUCACCACCGCCUUUUCUUUUAUUUCCUUCAUUCUUUUCCUUCAUUCUUUUUCUUUUCUUUUUUUCUUUUUUUUUGUUUAUUUGUUUCUUUUUUUUCUUUUUGUUUCACCGCCUGUCCUUCCUUCCUUCCUUUCUUUUUUGAUUCACCGCCUUUUUCUUUGUUUCUUUCUUUUGUUUCUUUUGUUUCUUUCUUUUUGUUUCCCCGCCUUUUUUCUUUCUUUCUUUCUUUCUUUCUUUCUUUCUUUCUUUCUUUCUUUCUUUCUCUCUUCUUUCUUUCUUUCUUUCUUUCUGUUUCACCGCCUUUUCUUUAUUUCCUUCAUUCUUUCCUUCAUUCUUUCUUUCUUUCUUUCUUUCUUUUUGUUUAUUUGUUUCUUUCUUUCUUUUUGUUUCACCGCCCGUCCUUCCUUCCUUCCUUUCCUUUUGAUUCACCGCCUUUUCUUUGUUUCUUUCUUUGUUUUUUUUGUUUUCUUUCUUUUUUUGUUUCCCCCGCCUUUUCUUUCUUUCUUUCUUUCUUUCUUUCUUUCUCUCUUCUUUCUUUCUUUCUUUCUUUCUUUGUUUCACCGCCUUUUCUUUAUUUCCUUCAUUCUUUCCUUCAUUUUUUCUUUCUUUUCUUUCUUUCUUUCUUUUUUGUUUAUUUGUUUCUUUCUUUCUUUUUGUUUCACCGCCCGUCCUUCCUUCCUUCCUUUCCUUUUGAUUCACCGCCUUUUCUUUGUUUCUUUCUUUGUUUCUUUGUUUCUUUCUUUUUGUUUCCCCGCCUUUUCUUUCCUUCUUUCUUUCUUUCUUUCUUUCUUUCUUUCUUUCUUUCUUUCUUUCUGUUUCACCGCCUUUUCUUUAUUUCCUUCAUUCUUUCUUUCUUUCUUUCUUUCUUUCUUUCUUUCUUUCUUUCUUUCUUUUUGUUUAUUUUAUAUUUUUUCUUUCUUUCUUUCUUUCUUUCUUUCUUUCUUUCUUUCUUUCCUCUCCUUUUCUUUCUUUUCUCUCUCUUUCCUUCCUUCUUUCCAUCUUUUCAAAAAUAGUAUAAUUCUCUUCCUUUCUCUUUCAUUUGUUCCUUCAUCACAUAACACUUUUUUCCCACAUUUUUCUUUCAAUUUAUUUACGUUGUCUUUCUCUUUUUUUCUUUUUUUUACUGCUCUCCUCAGACAUUUCUGCCUUCUUUACCGCCUUCUUCCUUCUUGCAAUCUUUCCUUCUUCGUCCUUAUCAAUUUAUUGAAUCAUUUCUUUUUUUACUUACAUUCUACAAUUCUCUAUUUCUUUCUCUUCCUUUCCUCACUUUUCUUUCUUUUUUUUCUUUUUUUUUUGCCUUUUUUUCUGACUCAGUUUUUUUCUUGUUAUGCUUCUCUGCUUCCUUUCGCAAUAUUUUAUUUGUCUACAACUUUCUUUGAAUCCUAUCUUUUUGUUUCAACGUCUUUUUCUUUCUUUGUUCCUUUUUUCUUGCUUUCUUUCUUUUCUUUCUUUUAUUUACGUUUUUUUUCUUUCUUCGUUUUUUCUUUCUUUCUUUUCUUUCUUUUAUUUUACGUCUUUCUUUCUAUUUUGCUCCCGUAUUUUGCUUCAACGUCUUUCUUUCUUUCUUUCUUUCUUUCUUUCUUUCUUUCUUUCUUUCUUUCUUUCUUUCCGUUUACGUCUUUUUUUCCAUUUUUCUUUCUUGCUUUUACUUUACGUCCGUCCGUCUUUCUUUCUUUCUUUCUUUUCUGUUCGUGUGUUUUGCGUCAACGUCUUCCUUUCUUUCCUUCUUUUUGUUUCCCCGUUAUUUUUCUUUCUUUUGUACGUGUCUUUUUGUUCUUUUUUUUCUUUCUUUUACUUUACGUCUUUCUUUCUUUCUCUCUGUUUUACUGCUGUAUUUUGCUUCAACGUCUUUCUUUCUAUUUACGUCCUUUCCCUUUUUUCUUUCUCUCUUUUGCUUUACGUCCGUCUUUCUCUCUUUUUCGUGUGUUUUGCUUCAACGUCUUCCUUACUUACCUUCUUUUUACAUCACCUUCUUUCUUUCUUUCUUUUGCUUCAUCUUCUUUCUUUCUUGCUUUACCGUAUUUUUUCUGUCUUUCUACUUUACCACCUUCCUUCCUUCCUUCCUUCCUUCCUACCUUCCUUCCUCUUGCUUCAUCUUCUUUCUUUCUUUUUGCUUUACCGUAUAUUUCUGUCUUUCUACUUUACCACCCUUUUUCCUUCCUUCCUUCCUUCCUUCCUUCCUUCCUUCCUUCCUUUCUUUCUUUUGCUUCAUCUUCUUUCUUUUUGCUUUACCGUAUUUCUUCUGUAUUUCUACUUUACCCACAUCUUUCCUUUCCUUCUUUCUUUCUUUCUUUCUUUCUUUCUUUCUUUCUUUCUUUCUUUCUUUCUUUUUUGUUUCACGUCCUUUUUUUCUUUUUGCUCCACCGAAUUUCUUUAUUUCUGCUUUACCGUUUUUCUUUCUUUCUUUCUUUCUUUCUUUCUUUCUUUCUUUCUUUCUUUCUUUCUUUCUUUCCUUUUGCUUUACCGUAUUUUUUCUGUCUUUUUACUUUACCACGCUUUUUCCUUCCUUCCUUCCUUCCUUCCUUCAUUCCUUCCUUCCUUCCUUCCUUUAUGUUGCUUCAUCUUCUUUCUUUUUGCUUUACCUCACCUUUCUUUCUUUCUUACACUCAUCUUCUUCAUCUUUUUAUAACAUUCAAUAUAUAUUACUUGAUUGUCUACCUUUUUUAUUUCGCUUUCACUUCUUUCCUUUUAUUUUUUCUUUCUUUCUUUAAACCGCUGACUGUUUUCCUUCCUUCCUUUCUUUCUUUCUUUCUUUCUUUCUUUAUUUAUUUCUUCAAAACGCUUUUAUUCUUUCCUUCCUAUAUUUUUCCUUUUAUUCAUCUUUUCACUCUUUCUUCCGCUGAUUUGUACCUCUGCGACUUCUUUUCAGUCAGCAUUCGAUUCUUAUGUGAAAUCAAAUUCUUCAAGUUUCUUUCCUUUCACUUACGCGUCCGAACUCAUUCGGUUCUUUCUUUUUCGUUACUUGUUUUUAUCUCUUUCUUUCUUUCUUUUGUUCGUCAAUUUGUUCUUUAUCUUUCUUUCUUUCUCUUUCUUUAUUCCCUUCCUUUUUCCUUUCUUUUAUCCUUCAUAUCAUUCUUUCGCUUUUCUUCUAAGUUAUUUCAUCUUUUUCUGUGGUUUUCUUUCUUUCUUGUUUUCUUUUCUUUUGUCCUUUCUUACGUUAUCGCUUUCUUUCUUUCUUUUGUUCGUCAGUUCGUUCUUUCUCUCUCUCAUUUUUCUUUAUUUCUUUCCUUGUUUCUUUCUUUCUUUUUUCUUCCUUCUUUCUUUCUUUCUUUCUUUCUUUCUAUCUUUCUUUCUUUCUUUCUUUCUUUUGUCCUUUCUUACGUUAUCGCUUUCUUUCUUUCUUUUGUUCGUCAGUUCGUUCUUUCUCACUCUCUUUCCUUCUUAAUUUCUUUCCUUCUUCCUUCUUUUCUUUCUUUCGUUCUUUCUUCCUUUCUUUUAUCCUUUCUUUGUUCUUUCUCUCUAUCUCUUUCCUUCUUAAUUUCUUUCCUUCUUCCUUCUUUUCUUUCUUUCGUUCUUUCUUUUAUCCUUUCGUACAUAAUCUCUUUCUUUCUUUCUUUCUUUCUUUUGUUCGUCAGUUUGUUCUUUCUCUCUAUCUCUUUCCUUCUUAAUUUCUUUCCUUCUUCCUUCUUUUCUUUCUUUCGUUCUUUCUUCCUUUCUUUUAUCCUUUCGUACAUAAUCUCUUUCUUUCUUUUUCUUUUCUUUCUUUUGUUCGUCAGUUCGUUCUUUUCUCUCUCUUUCCUUCUUAAUUUCUUUUCCUUCUUCCUUCUUUUUUUUCUUCUGUUUCUUUCUUCCUUUCUUUUUAUCCUUUCGUACAUAAUCUCUUUCUUUCUUUCUUUCUUUCUUUUGUUCGUCAGUUUGUUCUUUCUCUCUCUCUCUUUCCUUCUUAAUUUCUUCCCUUCUUCCUUCUUUUCUUUCUUUCGUUCUUUCUUCCUUUCUUUUAUCCUUCCGUACAUAAUCUCUUUCUUUCUUUCUUUCUUUCUUUUGUUCGUCAGUUUGUUCUUUCUCUCUCUCUCUUUCCUUCUUAAUUUCUUUCCUUCUUCCUUCAUUUCUUUCUUUCGUUCUUUCUUCCUUUCUUUUGUCCUUUCGUACAUAAUCUCUUUCUUUCUUUCUUUCUUUUGUUCGUCAGUUCGUUCUUUCUCUCUCUCUUUCCUUCUUAAUUUCUUUCCUUCUUCCUUCUUUUCUUUCUUUCGUUCUUUCCUUUCGUUCUUUCUUUCUUCAUUCUUAUCUUUCUUUCUUUCUUUAUUUCUUUAUUCGUUUCUUCCUUUCUGUCUUUCCUCUUUGAUUCCAUUCUUUUUAUUUCUUUGUUUCUUUCCUUCUUUCUUUUUUUCCGACUUUCUUAAUUAUUUCUUUCAUAAAUCGUUUUACGAGCGAGCUUUCUUCUUUCAUCUCUAUCUCACAGCAACCAUAUUCCCCAGGUCUCACAACCACCAUACUCUCCAGGUCACACAGCCACCAUAUUCUCCAGGUCUCACAGCCACCAUGUUCUUCAGAUCUCAUAGCCACCAUAUUCUCCAUAUCUCACAGUCACCAUAUUCCCCAGGUCUCACAAGCACAGUCACACAGCCACCAUAUGCUCCAGGUCUCACAGCCACCAUAUUUGCCAGGUCUCACAAGCACCGUAUUCCACAGGUCUCACAGCCAUCAUAUUCUCCAGGUCUCACAAGCAGCGUAUUUCACAGAUCUCACAGCCACCAUAUUUCCCAGGACUCAAAGCCACCAUAUCUCCAGGUGUCACAUCCACCAUAUUCUCCAGGUCUCACAAGCACCGUAUUUCACAGAUCUCACAGCCACCAUAUUUCCCAGGACUCAAAACCACCAUAUAUCCAGGUGUCACAUCCACCAUAUUCUCCAGGUGUCACAUCCACCAUAUUCUCCAGGUCUCACAGCCACCAUGUUCCCCAGGUCUCACAGCCACCAUGUUCUCCAGGUCUCACAGCCACCAUGUUCUCCAGGUCUUACAGCCACAAUAUUUCCCUGGUCUCACAGCCACCUUAUUCCUCAGGUCUCACAGCCGUCAUAUUCUCCAGGUCUCACAACCACCAUACUCUCCAGGUCACACAGCCACCAUAUUCUCCAGGUCUCACAGCCACCAUGUUCUUCAGAUCUCAUAGCUACCAUAUUCUCCAUAUCUCAGAGCCACCAUAUUCCCCAGAUAUUUUCUGUCACUUUCGUCUCUUUUGCUUUCUCUCUUUGUUUCGUUAUUUUUUAUUUCUUUUUUUUUCUCGCUUUCUUUAUUUUUCGUUCUUUGUUCUACUCUUUCUCUUUUUUCUUUCUUUAUCUCAUUCUUUCUUUCUUUCUUUUAUCAUCUCUUUCUUUCCUUCCUUCUUUUCUUUCUUUCUUUCUUUCUUUCUUUCUUUCUUUCGUUCUUUUUUCUUCCUCUCUCUCUCCGUCUUUCUUUCUUUCUUCGUUCGUUCUUUUUUCGUUAUUUCUUUCUUUCGUUCUUUCUCUCUUUGUUUCGUUUUUCUUUCUCUCUUUCUUUCGUUUUUUUUUCUUUCUUUCUUUCGUUUUUUUUCUUUCUUUCUUUCUUUCUUUCUUUCUCGCUUUCUUUAUUUUGUUCUUUCUUUCUCUCUUUCUCUUUUUUUUUCUUUAUCUCAUUCUUUCUUUCUUUCUUUUAUCAUCUCUUUCUUUCCUUCAUUCUUUUCUUUCUUUCUUUCUUUCGUUCUUUUUUCUUCCUCUCUCUCCGUCUUUCUUUCUUUAUUUCUUUCUUUCUUUCUUUCUUUCUUUCUUUCUUUCUUCGUUCGUUCUUUUUUCGUUAUCUCUUUCUUUCGUUCUUUCUCUCUUUCUUUCGUUUUUCUUUCUCUCUUUCUUUCUUUCUUUCUUUAUUUUAUUCUUUAUUUCUCUCUUUCUCUUGUUUUCUUUCUUUAUCUCAUUUUCCUUUCGUUCUUUUUCUCUUUCUUUCUUUCCUUUUUUUUCCUCCAAUCUUCUCAUUCUUAG
Acanthosepion pharaonis is the source of this 6396-nucleotide messenger RNA. Lineage: Eukaryota; Metazoa; Mollusca; Cephalopoda; Sepiida; Sepiidae. The record is from the annotation of a GenBank genome assembly.